AUGAUCCAACUCACCAAAUUCCUAAACGAAAAUGGAUCUUCAUUCACUGUCAACAUCUACCCCUUCAUAAACCUCUACAUCGACUCCAAUUUUUCUAUGCAAUACGCAUUCUUCGAUGGAAACGCAACUUUGGUGAACGACGGCGACACCAACUAUACAAAUAUGUUUGAUGCCAACUACAAUACCCUCGUCUGGGCCAUACAAAAGAACGGAUUCACAAAUAUGGGAAUCAUAGUGGGUGAAUUUGGGUGUCCAAGUUAUGGAGAUCGAAACGCAAAUAAUCAAUUAGCUCAAAGGUUUAUGCAAGGAUUCUGCGAGAUGCCCUUAAUACAGAGAGAAGGAACGAAUUUUCUUCCACCUGCUCGAAUUUUCAUCGCCAAAACCCUAUGGUAUGAUGUCCCUCACUGUCUCCCUCUUUCUUUCUCACAAAUACACGUUCUCAUCGAUUCCAAUACGCAAUCGAUUCCCCUAUUCAGUUUUGACUUGAAAUUCAAAUGGGUUUCCGUAAAUGUUGUUCCUUUUUUCAUUAUCAAUCUCAUAUGCAAUUGUUAA
Molecule: messenger RNA, 552 nt
Organism: Lactuca saligna
Lineage: Eukaryota; Viridiplantae; Streptophyta; Magnoliopsida; Asterales; Asteraceae
Source: the annotation of a GenBank genome assembly